Mesoplodon densirostris (Blainville's beaked whale) is the source of this 5912-nucleotide messenger RNA. RefSeq names its product N-acetylneuraminic acid phosphatase (gene NANP). Gene Ontology annotation, molecular function: hydrolase activity. The transcript is spliced from 3 exons. The record is from RefSeq and is a predicted model, not a curated record. The coding region runs from base 55 to 801 and encodes 248 amino acids. Lineage: Eukaryota; Metazoa; Chordata; Mammalia; Artiodactyla; Ziphiidae.
CGCGCAGGCGCGCGCGGCGGCGGCGAGUUGGCGCGUCGCGCAGGCGGCGGCGGCAUGGGGCUGAGCCGGGUACGGGCAGUAUUCUUCGACUUGGACAACACGCUCAUCGACACGGCCGGGGCUAGUCGGAAGGGCAUGUUGGAGGUGAUAAAGCUCUUACAAUCAAAAUACCAUUACAAAGAAGAGGCUGAAACCAUCUGUAACAAAGUUCAAGUUAAGCUCAGCAAGGAAUGUUUUCAUCCUUCUAAAAGCUGCAUUACUGACCUCAGGACUUCACACUGGGAAGAAGCAAUCCAGGAAACAAAAGGUGGUGCAGCCAAUAGGAAAUUAGCUGAAGAAUGUUAUUUCCUGUGGAAAUCUACACGUUUACAGCAUAUGACAUUAGCAGAAGAUGUCAGAGCUAUGCUCACUGAACUUCGAAAGGAGGUCCGCCUACUUUUAUUAACAAAUGGAGAACAACAGACCCAGAGGGAGAAGAUCAAGGCUUGUGCCUGUCAGUCCUAUUUUGACGCUAUUGUUGUAGGUGGAGAGCAGAAAGAGGAGAAACCGGCACCUUCCAUAUUUUAUUACUCCUGUGACCUCCUUGGAGUGCAGCCUGGGGACUGUGUGAUGGUUGGUGACACGCUAGAAACCGAUAUACAAGGAGGCCUCAAUGCAGGGCUGAAGGCAACAGUCUGGAUAAAUAAAAAUGGAAUGGUGCCGUUGAAGUCAUCCCCCAGGCCGCAUUAUAUAGUUUCUUCUGUGCUAGAGUUACCUGCUGUCUUACAAAGUAUAGACUGCAAAGUCAGUGUGUCUGCUUAAAGCACAGAAAAGGGUACGCACUGAGGUUGAGGGACCAGUCUGUCUUGCUGUGGAUGAGUGCAAGCCACAUGGCCCCAGAAGUCACUUUCCUGGAAGUUGCCUUGGUGUGGCCUAAUCAUGCUGCCCGCAUCUGUUGUCUGCUGACUGGAGAGUUUCACCCAUAUGAUGAAAACUAAUAGAAAAUUAGGUUUUGCUAUGAACCAUUUCCAGAGUGCCAUUUUAAUACUUGACUGGCUCUUUUUGGUGUUACCAUCUGCCUUAAGUCUCCUGUUUUUCAAAUUUUGGGAACUAUGUCAUUGUUUCACAAAUUUCUAUAUCCAUUUCAGAGUUUGCUUUGAGCUUAGUAAUUAAAACUCCAUAGGGAGGCAUCUUACAACUAGAAAAAUUUCUCAAGACCAUUAAGGCUAGAAAGUCUCUUGAUUUCACCAGCCAAACUUAGAGUAAAAUGGUUAAUUAAGGAAAAAAUAAAUAAUGAUUAGGGUUGUUAUUUGGUAGGGUGUUUUUUUUUUUUUAACUUUUGUAUAGGAAACUACUAGUGUAAGAUGUUCGUUAGUUGGGGUAUAUUUAGCUACGGCUCCUUCAAGUAUUCUACAAAGAACAGGAUUCUCUGCCAUUGUGCAUGUGCCUGUUGCACUUCUCACUCUUAAUUUUUAAAAAUGUGACUGUGCCCUUGACUGUUCGCUCUGAAGCUGCACGUUUGUGGACAGGGAAUGUUUGUGUAUAGCUCUUCCAGGUACGGUGUCCAUGUGACUUCAAUUAUAUUGUAGCUAUUUGAAAAUUGUUAAGUUGGAGGAUGUUGACAGGAAAAUAGUUGUGUGCAUGAUUUCUCCAGUGGGCUGAGUGUGAUGCUGAGAGCUUGACCUUUCAGCUCACCCACAGGAUGGGUCUAGACAUGGCACGUUCACUGUGCUCACUGAGAAGGCUCAUUGCUCCCAGAUCACGGCAGCAGAUCUCCUAGGAUGUUAUGUGAGCAGUUCGUCAGCAAAAGUGAUCUGGCGGGGAAUGAAAUAAUUGAGUUUUUUGUAAUAUAAUAUUACAUUCCAUUUGCACUUUUCCUUAGGGAAGAACUUUGUGGUUUUCUGCCUUCUGAGUGGAAUGUUACAGAAGAUACUAAGAACUCUUGGAAUAGACCUAUUUUAUUAAUAAUGUUUUUGUUUUAGAAUAAUAUUUUGUUUUUCAUGGUUUCCCAUACUCCUAGAAAGCCAUAAAUUCUCAGUUGUGCGGAGGCUCUCUCAAACACUCAUUACAGAGGAAGGCCUAGAGUAGACACGAGUGGACGCUGCCCCUGGAACACUGACACAAUGAUGGAUGUUUUCUGGUUCCAUACACAUGUCCACCCACUGGUGCAUGAACAUCUUAGAUAUGGUGGUGCCCAGGACCCAGCAAGUGUGAAUAUUGUGGGAAAGACAGUUUUCUUAGUUACAGAGGUACUUGGUUUAGCACUUUCAUAUUUCCUUGCAACCCACAAUAGGAAACAUUUUCUGUCACAAUCCAUUAAACACAUUUAUAGUGAACAUUUAGUUAAUAUCAGUGUGUGUAUAUUAAAUAUAUAUUUAACAAAACUACUUCCUUGCUAUGCGUGAUGCUCAGGUUUUUUUCAUUCCAUCAUUUUUUAAAUUGGGGAAUAUAUUUUUUUCAUUUUUGAACAAGUACUUGUGGUACUUGUACAAGUAUAUGUGGUACACAAGUCAAAGAAUGAAAACAUGAAUAGCAAAAAGUCCGUCUCAUCUCUUUUCCAGCAACCCACCUGCCCUAAAGGCCUCUGCUGUCAGCAGUUUCCUGUGUAUCUGCAUAUAUAGGUAGGUAUGAGUAUAUAGAAUUCCUCUGAUUCAGGCAGGUUUUUAUUCCUGCUUUUCAGUUUUGGGAGGCAGUGAUCUUGCUAAGAAACUGAUUUAAAAAGUUAGGAAGCUUCUGUGCGUCGUUCAUGUUAGGAGCAUACAUCUUUGAUCUCAGCCAUCCACUGUUGUUGAUAAAGGUGAUGGUUCCAUUCGCUUUCACUGGGCCAGUUGUUCACUUUGAGGUCAGUGCAGCUGUGAAGCCCUUGCUUCUGCCCCAGUCUCAUUGCCCUCUUCUGGUACCUAUCACCACCCUGGAGAUUCCCUUUGCCUCUUAGGUUGGAUGUCCUGUGCCCUGUGUAUUCCCUUUUUUGAUUUGUUCCCCCUUUGGUGGCGUGCAUCCUUGAGUAGUUUCCCUAUAAAUGUGAGAGAUAAAAAUAUUCAGAUCUUAAGUGUCUGAAAACGCCUUUAUUCUCUUCUCCCAUCAUUGAUAGUUUAACAGCAUGUAGUUGGAUAUCAUUCAGAAUUUCAAAGGCAUUGCUCUGUGGUCUAGCAGCCACUUUAAGUGACAAUUUUCUUUUUCUCUUGAAGCUCUUAGAACUUUGGUUUUUCCCCUGUGGUCCAUAAUGAUGUAUCUUGUUAUGCUUUCAUGCUCUACUCUUGGCACUCUUGAACCUUUCCCAACAAAACCUUAUGCUCUUUGUCCUGGAAAAAUGUAAUUACUUAAUUGAUAGUUGCUUCGCCACUGUGUUUCCUGCUUCCUUUUUCUGGAGCUCCUACUAUUCGGGUGUUGGACCUCCUCUACUGACCUUUCACUUUCUUUUCUUUUCUCUCCUAUUUUUCCAUAUCUUAUUUAGUCCUAUAAUGCUUUUUGGAAGGUUUCUUCAACUUUACCUUUCAAUCCUAUUGAAUUUUUUUUCCUGCUUGGCAUCAUGUAUUUCAAUAUCCAAGUUUCUUCAAUUUUCUAAAUGUUCCUUCCCUUUUUAAAAAAAAGUUUGUGUUGGAGUAUAGUUGAUUUACAUGAAUGUUCCUUCUUAACGGUCUUUUAUUUAUUUAUUUUUUUGGCUGUGUUGGGUCUUCAUUGCGCGCAGGCUUUCUCUACUUGUGGCGAGCGGGGGCUACUCUUCGUUGCAGUGCGCAGGCUUCUCAUUGCAGCAGCUUCUUGUUGCGGAGCACGGGCUCUAGGCAUGAGGGCUUCAGUAGUUGCAGCACGUGGGCUCAGUAGCUGCGGCAUGCAGGCCCUGAUUAACAUUCAUUUUUGUUUUGAGUGGAAUAUUACCUCUCAAAAAUUUUUUUAAAGUUUUUGAAGAAUCCAUGGAAUCCACUGUAUCUUCCAUGUUGCUCUGAUCUGUUUAUUUGGGUUUAUUUGUUCACCUUCGAGGCUUUCCUUAAAUGCCUAGUGAACCAUGUUUAUCACAAGAGAAAGGAUGGAAAUGCUGAUUGGAAGCUCUGCACGAGUGGCUGGGUCUUGUAAACUCAGAGGUUCCUUUUCUAUAGAGUAUCUGGGUAAGCAGUUAUAUGAAGAACCCCUGGGGUCAGUGUCUGAAGGUCUUUCCUCUUGAUCUAGCUCCCUAGCGAAGAACCUCUGACUCCUGACUGAGGGUAGAGGUCUGAUGUCAGCACCUGGGAGCUGAGUGGGAAGGAGGUGUGUGGUGGGGGGAGAGGCAUAUGGUCACUUAAUCCCUGUUCCUGGUUGUACCUGAGCCCAGUUGUGUGUGCUCUCUCCCGGUCUAGAGACCCUCUGUUUUACUCUUUCCAUAGAAGCAUUGUGACUUCUGUUGAAUGAGGACUUCAGGUUGGAGGGGGCAGGGGUCUAGGGAUCUAUUGGUAUUUGCAUGUUUUCUUUCUUUUUCUUUUUUCUUUUGGCCACACCGCGUGGCUUUCAGGAUCUUAGUUCCCUACCCAGGGAUCGAACCCGGGGCCCUGGCAGUGAGAGCACCGAGUCCUAACUGCUGGGCCGCCAGGGAACUCCCUCCAUUUGUAUUUGGAACACUUUUACCCCAUCCUCCUUACCUCAGCUCCCUCUUCUCCUUCAUGACUGAGGCAUCUGGUGGUAUCAGUGCCUGAAUCUUUGGAGGAGUCACUGUGCACCUCAUGAUUUCUCAGCGUUUAGAAAAGCUGGUCUAGACUCAGCUUUCUUGAAUCUACUAACUCCUUUGCCACUUGUCCAUAUGCUUUCUGGCUUCCACAGUUUUGUUGUCAGCGCCUGUUUUCCUGGUUUGUGUGUUUAAAUUCCUUUAUGAUAGUUUCCAUUGGGUUUGGGGUAGAAGCAAUAUUAGAUGGGUACUUCCUCUUUUGCCUUUGUUGUGGAAGCUGUUCUCUUCUAGUCUGUGUUCAAUGUAGGUCAAGUGCCUGUGCCUCAUAGUCACUACCCACAGCUUGAGAAAGGCUGCUCAUUUGAAAUGGAGAUUUACAGCAUGCCCACAACUUUUUUUUUUAAUUAUAUAUGCAGCUUAUUUCUUAAGAUCUUUUCCCGAACUUCCUUAUUCUCUGUAUUCUUGUAUACAGCAUUCCUUCUCUGACUUUCAUCAUCAUGGUGGGUCUCCUUAUGUUCUAUGUUUCUGAAUUUUCAACAUUGCUUGUACAUAGAUAUUUAUUUUGAUUGGCAACUCUGUUCCUAUGAUCACUUCUAAGAUGUAAACUCAGAUUUCUUUAUAAUAAAAUCCUUCUGAGCACAGUACAUUCAAUUUAUACUUUUACAAUGAAGUUUAACAGUAUAGGGGAUUCCCUGGCAGUCCAGUGGUUAGGACUUGGUGCUUUCACCGCUGGGGCCUGGGUUCAAUCCCUGGUCAGGGAACAAAGAUCCUGCAAGCCUCGCAAUGUGGCCAAAAAAAAAAGUACAGAAAAGUCACAUGACCUUGAUGGGUCAAAGCAUAUUUUUUUUAACCAGUCUUCACAUAUGUGACAUUGACAAUACAGUUAUUUCCAUGGAUUUCUUGGAAGAUGUUAUGAUUUUUUUUUUCUGGGCAUCAGCCUGACCUAUGGAAAAGAUCCUCAACCCAGGCUUUUUUAAAGUGACAGAUGAUAAAUGACUUAAUUUACUGAAACGGGAAUGAAGAGCGCGACUGCAUUAUGGAUACAGAGUUUCUUUCUGGGAUGAUGAAACUUUUCUAGAACUAGAUAGUGCUGAUGGUUUCACAGCAUUUUGAAUGUACUAAUGCCCCUAAAUUGUACAAUUUUAAAUGAUUUAAAAGUUAAAUUUUAUGACGGUUUAUUUGUUGGUUUAUAUCACCCAUAUUAUACUUGCUGAGUUCCUAAUAAUUAGAGAUGUGUGUUUAAUCUUUUUGUACAUCUCCCAAGUUUGAAAUCUGUGCUUGAAAACAUAAUAAAGUAAAU